This is a messenger RNA of Pyrenophora tritici-repentis Pt-1C-BFP, 2853 nucleotides long. RefSeq lists its product as uncharacterized. NCBI's taxonomy places the organism in Eukaryota, Fungi, Ascomycota, Dothideomycetes, Pleosporales, Pleosporaceae. The record is from RefSeq and is a predicted model, not a curated record.
AUGUCGGACCGCAGCCUGAGCCUCGCGCUCCCCGUUCCUGUGGUGUUGCCCAAGUUCGCAGAGUUCAAAGCUGCCGACUCAACCGUCAGGUCAAAGAUUACGGGAAUCAGCGAUUCAGCCCAAUCCUCAACCAAUGGCCUUGCAUCCGACAGCUUUUACGAUAGGAUGCACAUGGAGAUUGAUGACGAUGUUCGCAACAUGUGUGCCAAACUCUCUGAGGCGAUAUCUGAAUUUCCGGAAACUAGUGAAGAGCUCUCACAUUUGUUGGCAAGGUUGAGUGAUGCAUACCACAUGCCUAAAGGCACGGCUUUACUCGCAGCUUUCCUUGGAAUGAUGGGUGUCGGUAAGAGCACAUUGAUCAACGCGCUCUUCGGUCGCGUGCUCGUCACAAACUCUGGUGGUGUGUUGGCAUGCACUUCGAUUCCGACAGUCAUAAUAUGGAAGAAAGGCACUAUGGACAACACGAAGCUUAGCGAUUUGGCUAUCCAGCUGUUUACUGAAGAGCAAUAUCAGGACUGUGUCAGAGAACAGAUCAACCGCUGGACCGAAUGGUACGCUCAUUCAUCCAAGAGCAAGCAGAUCGUGAGAUACGAAGACGAAGGCAGCCUUUCUGAAGCUCAUAUUUUCCAAGAGUACUCCAAAUCCAGCGGAGAAUUCGACCGUGCUCAGCUGAAGCGUGGCGCCGACACAGCAAAAGAGUAUUUCGAAAUCAUUCUCAAUGUUCAAGAGAACGUAAUAUCAAAGCAGGCCUUGGAAGCAGUUCUCCAUAGCGACGAUAUCAAAGAGGAAGAGUUCCUUGAACGCUGUAUGACCGAGAUCCGAAAACGCUGUGUGCAGAUCACAGAGUUGGUUGCCAGCCUGAAGAAUGUCCACGAUAGAGACCUGCGGAAGCAGCGAGCGCAGAUCGAUAAAUUCUGGCCACUCGUGAAAGCAGUUUACAUCGAGACUGGUCACACCCUUUUGAGAAACAACAUCCAUGUGGUUGACUUGCCUGGGUAUGACGACAACAACCAGAUCCGGAAUGCUAUUAUCGAUCAGUUUCGCGCCAAAGCAGACAUGGAGAUUGUAGUCACACGCACAAGAGUUGCUAGUAGUGUAUCGCAAGAACACUGGCUGGAUGAGUCUAUUCGUCGGCGGGGUCCAGACAGGACGCUCUUGGUUACAAAUGGAUCUGAUGAGAUUGUCACGGGAAUAUCGACCGUGAUCGAAGAUCUAGAAGAGCAGCCGUUCACUCAUCUGAAGUACUGUCUUCAAGAUGCCAACAGGGUCGCCGAGUUUUCUGAGGGUAAUGAGGCUCUUAUUCACGAAUACAAGGAAUGUCUAUACAUGAACGCCAAGCUAGCCUUCAUCAAUCACCAGAGCAACAUUGUCAAGGCAAAGUUUGCAGACAAGGGUGUCCAUGUUCUCUUGACUUCAGCUCGAGAAGCUUUAUUACACCAAGUGCCGGACCCAACAGAGAUUCCCAAGCUAUGUAUGGCAGCUACAGGAAUCGAAACACUCAGAGGAUACUUAUUGAUGCAAACCGCUGCCUCCAAUCUGCGCACACUGCACAACCAUAUCUUCGAGGCACUUCCAGAGAUAUCGGUUGCUAUCAAUCACAUAAUAGUGAAGUUUGUCGAUGAGGACGGCUAUCGCACAAUGCGGGAGUUCCUGGCCCAAGAGCUGUGUGGUUUGCAGAAACGUCUCGACGCUCUUUCGAUUUCAACUCUGCAAGAGCGCGUCAAGGCUCCUUGGAAUGACCGGGACAUUGGACGCAAGAUUCUACCAGCACACAAAAAGACACUAGAUCCGUGGACAACAAGACAAUGGCCCUUUUGGACCUUUGCGAAGAUGCUACGGGACCAUGGAAUGCCUACCGGUGGGAUUUGCAAAGACUACAAUCUUAACCUGGAGCUUGCACGUACUAUGCAUAGCUACAUCGAUCAAUGGCACUGCACCAUGUCGUCACACCCUAAGGAAGUUACCGAGAUUUUGGAUGCACCCGUCCAAGCCAUCAUGAGAGAACUCGAAACCCAUAUCAAUCUUUCAACUGGGGACCCGGCCCUACAACGAACAGCCGCAGAUGCACACAAGACUUUGUCACGGCGAAUUGGUAUUGCAUACGGUGUCUUGCUGGCCGAGCUGAAAAAAUAUCUGAAUGAGAACUAUCUGAACUUCACAACGGAAAAGAACUUCUACUCCCCUGUAGCAGGUGUGAUGAGGCCAAUUUACGAGGCAACUCGAACCUCGACUCAACAAGGAAAGGGCGUACAUUCCAGACAAGCAUUUUACCUGCAACAAGCCGUCAUUUCACCCGAUACCGACCAGACAAAUCUGCGGGAGAAGAUAGCCAGAUCUCUGGUGGACAGCCAGUUCAGUUUCUGGGAAAAAUCAUGCAACGAGUACAUCAAAGAGGUCAUGCAUCAGUUCCAGGAAUUUCAGCGAAUCAGCGUGGAGCUCCUCGAAAAUGACGCCUGGAUAUCACCUCAACAUGCACGCAUUCGUGGUCGAUUGGAGGCUUUGCUGCCACAGUUCGAGCGUGACCUCGAGAUGAUUCAGAGCAAAUUCUUCGAAACGACCCGUCGUCCGGCUGUAAAGCCGAUUGGCAGCGAGCUUACGCAUAACUCUACACAGUCUCGGCCCUUCUUGACCAAGCCUUGUAUGCUUGAGCUUGCACUGGUAGCUACCGGAAAAGGUUCUAGCCGGGCUUUCAGCACAUCCUCAAGGCCAGUGCGCAACCUGUUCUCUCCUGUCAAGCCCACAUCUUUUCGGUCUUCCUCUAUGUUUACGAAACCUCGACGACGCGGUCAAGGCAGGAACGGUUUGUUGAUUAGCAUCAUUUCUCUCCCUUUUCUCCACUUCUUGAAAGCCUGA